This is a messenger RNA of Brienomyrus brachyistius, 2714 nucleotides long. RefSeq names its product zinc finger protein ZFP2-like. The transcript has 7 exons. The coding region runs from base 287 to 2038 and encodes 583 amino acids. The record is from RefSeq and is a predicted model, not a curated record. NCBI's taxonomy places the organism in Eukaryota, Metazoa, Chordata, Actinopteri, Osteoglossiformes, Mormyridae.
CGUAAUAACCCUUGUGGUCGUUACGCCUCGGCUCUUCAGCGGAGUAGCAGGAAGGGCUUUGGGCUGCAUCCAGGACCACAGACAGAGGAGAUGAAAAGCUUUUACUAACAGAGCAACGUGAACUUGACCUGUGACCACUUGAUCAAAGCCAAGGAAAGACUGGCUGAACUUACACCCCAAGCAGGUAAAUUCAGUUCUAGUCUUAUUUCAGGUCAGCCCAUAGACAUGUAGAGUAGAGGCAGCUCCAGCCUCCAGGACUGCAUCCUCUUCAGAAGUCCAUCCAGCCAUGAUGACGUCCCCCUGCAGGGCUGUGCCCAGCUGCAGCAUGGACCAGAAACCUCCCCAGCUAAGUGUGGCAGAUGUGAAGGAGGAAGUGCAGGACGUCCUCAUAUCGGAUGUGGACGGGGCCGGGCACAGCAGCCCUGACAAGGUGAAAUGGAGCGCUGCUGGUGUGGGGCCCAGCUGCCUUCUGCACUCACAGAAAGCAGAGAGUACAGUGUGUCCCGUCUUUAAUGGGGGGGUGAAGGAAGAAACAGUGUUUCAGGACGUGACUGAGGAGAAGCUGGAUGGGAGUGUCAGACCUCCAAUCCCAGUUCCAACCCUAUGUUCCUUUGUACUCUUCUCCAUGCCUCAUUAUUCGGUCCAAGCUGUCAUGCUGGGGAAGAGAGUGAAAAAGUUCCCCUGUUUUCACUGUCCCACGUCCUACACGUCAGGGACGUACUUCUACAGACACAUGAAGAAAUUCCACCCUGAGGAGUUUGGCCCCGGUGUGAUACUGAAAGUUCACUGCUGCUCCCAGUGUGGGAAGAGCUUCAGUCAUUUAGAAGACCUAACAAGACACCAGCGGAUUCACACAGGGGAGAGGCCGUACCAGUGCUCCCAGUGUGGAAAAAGUUUCACUCAGUUAGGAAGCCUAAAGGUGCACCAGCGGAUUCAUACAGGAGAGCGACCUCAUCACUGCUCACAUUGUGGGAAAAAUUUCACUCGGUCAGGCAUCUUAAAAAAUCAUAUGCGCACUCAUGGAACAGAGAAACCCUAUCAGUGUUCCCAGUGUGGGAUGAGCUUCAUUUGGUUCAAAGACCUAAAAACACACCAACAAGGUCACUUAAUAGAGAAACCCUACCUCUGCUCCCAGUGCGGUUACAGGUUCAUAUGCAUGGAAGAACUAAAGAAGCACCAGAAAAUUCAUGGCAAGAAGCUCUUCCAGUGCUCUCAAUGUGGGAAGAGCUUCAGUCAAGUAGGAACUCUAAAGGCACAUGAGCGGAUUCACACAGGAGAGAGACCCUACCAGUGCUCCCACUGUGGGAAGAAAUUCAGUCAAAUAGGAUCCCUAAAGGCGCAUGAGCGGAUUCACACAGGGGAGAGACCGUACCAGUGCUCCCAGUGUGGGAAGAAAUUCAGUCAAAUAGGAUCCCUAAAGGCGCAUGAGCGGAUUCACACAGGGGAGAAAUCCUACCAUUGCUCGCAAUGUGGGAAAAGCUUCAGUCAAGUAGGAGCCCUACAGACACACCAGAGAACUCACACAGGGGAGAGACCUUACCACUGCUCAGAGUGUAACAAGAGCUUCAGUCAAGCAGGAGCCCUACAGACACACCAUAGAACUCACACAGGUGAGCGACCCUACAAGUGCUCUGAGUGUGGGAAGAGCUUCAUUCAACAAGCACACUUAAAGUCUCACCAACAGACUCAUACAGGAAAGAGACCCUAUGUCACUGCUCACCAUGGGGAGAGCUUUGGUCAAGUAGGAUCCCUAAAGAUGCAUGAACAGACUCCCACAGGAGAGAGGCCCUGCCAGUGUUCCCAAUGUGGGAAGAGCUUCAGCCAAGUAGGAGCCCUAAAGACACACCAGAGAUCUCACACGAGGCAGAGGUCCUGCAAGUGUUCCCAGUGUGGGAAGAGCUUCACUCAACAAGCACACCUAAAAUAUCACCAAAGGACUCAUACGAGAAAGAGACGUGGGAGGAGCUUAGGUCAUUUACGAAAGAUAGAAAAACAACAAGGACAACAAAAGGAGAGACGCUUUACUACUGCACAGUGAGAAAGGAACUUCAGCCAGUCAGAUUUAAAGAGACACUGAUUGACCAUCUCUUGAUGCCAUAUGUGAGUGCUGUUCCCCACAAGGAGCGUUAGCUGUCUGUUAGAUGCAGUGCUUAAUAAUAUACCGGUCCUAAAGAUACCUGGACCCAGUCCAGGCUGCACUGAACGUUAUUAUUGGGAUUUUUCUUUAAAUCAUUUGAAAUCCAUCCUUGCUUUCCAUACUUGUGACCCUUGUGUCAGUCUGUAUGACUCCCGCUGAUUCCAUAAAGAUAUAAAGGUACACAGUCACGGUGAUAUAGCAUACAGUGAAUAUGUUAUACAGACCUUAAAGCGUUUACUUUUGGUGUCUUUCAGUGACUCACAAUGACCUGAUACCCUUUGCCACAUUUGUAUCAUAACAUCGAGUUUAUUUCAGUGUCUUGGAAAUCACGAGCGUGCCACAACAGCAUGUUUUCCCAGUUUGUACAAAAUGAAUGUUUGUCUAAAACAAAGCUGGGUUCUGUAUCAAACUGUCACUGUCACAAAUGUAAGAUGUUUUUUAAAAUCCAUCCUAGCAAUGUUUUACAUGUUCUUUUAUAAAAGUUUCAUAAAACAGACAAUCACAUUUAAAUACAAAUUCGACAAAAUACAAAUCUGAAUGUUUUACAAAAGGACAGAAUAAAUCAUUAUAAAAGAAA